CGCUCGCUCACGUCCGGGGACCGGAAAGGAGGCGGGGCCGCGGCGGCGCGCGCCCCCGGAACGCGCGGCGCAGGCGGCGCCGAUCGCAGGGAGCCGGUCCGAGGCCGGAGCGGGGUCCCGGGUGUGCGUGUGGAGCGGGGCUCGGGGCGUCGGCCGCGAUGAACACGGUGCUGUCGCGGGCGAACUCGCUGUUCGCCUUCUCGCUGAGCGUGAUGGCGGCGCUCACCUUCGGCUGCUUCAUCACCACCGCCUUCAAAGACAGGAGCGUCCCGGUGCGGCUGCACGUCUCGCGGAUCAUGCUAAAAAAUGUAGAAGACUUCACUGGACCUAGAGAAAGAAGUGAUCUGGGCUUCAUUACGUUUGAUAUAACUGCGGAUCUAGAAAAUAUAUUUGAUUGGAAUGUUAAGCAGUUGUUUCUUUAUUUAUCAGCCGAAUAUUCAACAAAAAAUAAUGCUCUGAACCAGGUUGUCCUUUGGGACAAGAUUGUUCUGAGAGGCGAUAAUCCGAAGCUGCUGUUGAAAGAUAUGAAAACAAAGUACUUUUUCUUUGACGAUGGAAAUGGUCUCAAGGGAAACAGGAAUGUCACUUUAACCCUAUCGUGGAACGUGGUACCAAAUGCCGGCAUUCUACCUCUUGUGACAGGGUCAGGACAUGUAUCUGUCCCAUUUCCAGAUACAUAUGAAAUAACGAAGAGUUAUUAAAUUAUUCUGAAUUUGAAACAACAUAUUUUUAUACCUAAUGAAUUGUAUCUCAUUUAUCUCUUCCUUUGCAUCUUCGUUUUGAGUUAUUAACUUUUUUUUUUUGGCGUAAGAAUGAACAUCAAAAGGCAUAUUUGAAGGGAAAGGUUAAUGUACUACUUAAUUUUCCAAAUAAGAACAAACGAAGACCACCAGAGUGGAGUAUUAUACCAAUAAGACAGCCACACAACGAGGAUUUGUGAAAUAUUUAUAUUUGAAGUAUUCCCUGUAUUUCCAUUAUGUAUGGAAUAUGAAGUAAGCAUGAAGGGUAGUUAAAACUUUCAGGUGCCUGUGGAGUUAUAAGAACUUGCAUUUAUGCAAGUUCACGUUGGAUGUGACUGAGAAGCAGACAUUCUCUUUAUCUCUUUUAGGGUAUGUCUGAAUACUGGAAAAAUUAAUAUAGUUAUUGAUGAGAAGCCUGGUUUACAAAAUAGCCAACAGUGAUGGGAUUUUAUUCCAUUUGUCUUGGGAAUGCCCACAAUGCUUGUUUUUCUGACAAGUGACUAGCAACUUUCUCCACUAAAGACUAAAUACCUCUUUAUAUGCUGUAAAUCAUUCUAAAUAAUUUUAAAGUCUCUUAAGUCAACCAAAUGUGUGUCUUUCAGUGCUUUCUCUAAAAAAAGUUCCUUGAUAUUAUAUCUUUGUGUGAUUUUUAUUUUUUAACAUUGCCAUGAAAGUUGAAAAUGUUUGCAUGGUUUUCCCUCUGAGUUGUUUGUUCUAGUGAGCAUGCCUAGUGCCACUGAGUGGUAAUUAUUUAAAUUUUUUUCUAGUCCACAUUUUAAUAGUUAUUGGGGUAAUAAUAAUCAAUAUUGGUUGGUGUGCUUUUCCAUUUACAAGCACUCACAUGUAUUUUACUGUAUGUGAUCUUCAGUAACCUAAUGAGGUGAGUAGUGCAAAUGUUAGCUCUUUGCAGAUAAAGAAACUGACCAAGAAGUUUAUUGAAUUGUUUCAAGGUUAUUACAUAGCUAGCAAGGAAGGGCGUUAACCCUUGAACUCAGAUCUGAUUCUCUAAGCACAUCCUUCUGUACUUCAGAUUACAGACAGAUUAUUGUAUUUUUGUGUUACCCUGGUUGGCCUUUCUAUUACCUAGAAGAUUUCCUGUCCUGUAUGGAAGUUAUUAAUUUUCAAGUUGCCAAUAAUUUUUAUAGAGGUGAUAUCUCACUCAUCCUUUGCCUGUUAAUUUGAUUCGUGUUAAAAAUACAGGAAUCCAAAUAUAUGUAAAAGUAAUUCAGAGAUUGAUUAUAGGAUCAUAUUUAACACGAUUCUCUUCUACAGUGCGCAAAUAAACAUCCUCAAAGGAAGCAACUACAAAUCAAUCACCCUUAAAAGCAAGACCAGAGACUGUAGGUCAGUAUUAGCAGUAACAAAAAAGGCUAAUAAUGUUUUCUAAGAAUAGUUUACAUGAGUGGCUAACAUUUGUUUUACUUAACCUCCUAUGAAAUACAUCUCCAUGUCAUUACAUUGGUUGGGACAGCUCUUGCCUGGGGCCUGUGUUCUGUGAAGGUCAGUUGAAGGUCAGAAGACUGGGCUUGGCUACCAGCUUUUCAGUUAAACUUUUCAGGGUCUCCAUUUCUUUGUCUGUAAAAUGACAGAGUUGGACUAGUUAACUUAGGUAGUGGUUCUUUUAUUCCACACAUAUCUGUAAAAUCUGCUGUGUCUGUUCGGUGGACGGUGAACAGAAGAGCUCCCUAGCGAUGUGACGGCAGCAGGAUGGUGGAAAGACGCGUCAACACGUAAUUCAUGUUGAUCUGAUGUGAUUUCUGUUAGAUUUUACCCCCAGAAGAUUUAACUUCUUAUAUAGUCUAUACAAAUACUAGACAUGGAAACGGAAAAUCUAUUGGCCUCCAAGCUUAAAAGUUGGGUGUGUUCUCACUGAGGGGUGUGCACAGUGUGCCGGCAGCCUCAGCCAGACCUGGUGGGGCUGCAGUAACUGCUGAGACGCCUCUGGGUGUGCGGCACUGUGCUUGCUGGGGAGCAGUGUGGACACCGCUCCAGUUACUCUUCAGUCCAGGCCCACCCGCUCUUUGGGACUCAGCGACGAAGAGGAGUAGAGAGGCCCACUAGCUCAAUGGGUAAAUAGUUUUUGCUUUUACUUAACCAAGGGAAGCUGCUCAGGACAAGAGUGCUCUGGUAUGGGAAUCAGAAACCUCCCUCUCAGGAACUCAGUGUUGGGUGUGCACAGCUUUGUAAGUUCACUCUGAUUCUGCUUGAAAAAGAUGCAUAACCAUGUCGUCUGCCUUAAUGUCAGUGUCAAGAAGUCUUACAAAGUCUCGACGAAGACCCAAGGCGUCACAGUUUUGAUUAGAAACAUCUGAGCCCAGGGGUGGUCUUGGGAAAGAGAAUCAUUGCAAGACACUCAUCUAAAGUAGUUAUGUUUAGAAAGGAGUUAAUUUUAAGAUGUCAUGCUCACAUGCUGCUUUUCUCUAGCAGUUUACCCUAGACGAGCAGCUACAUCAGUGAUUUUAUUCCCCCAAGUGAUGACAUUUGGUUCCUUUGUGCUUAAAGGAGGAUAACAAAACUUCAGAAAUUCCUUAUGGUGUAAUAGGAAAGGGGGUUAUUUUGAGUUUCUGUUUUUGGAAUUAUUUUACAGCUCUUUGGUGGGUCUGGCCAGCCUGGUAAUAGCGCUAAGAGAUAGGCCUUAAGGCUGUAAGGAACAUUUAUUUGUUCACUGUUCUAUCUAAAGCUUAAUGAUCUAAAGCUUUGGUUCUUUGGGGUAUAGGUUAAUGGAGGUGUUAUUUUAUAAAGCUUUGAAUUGACAUGAAAUGAGUUUAUGGGGGGGGAACCAUAAGCUGUGAAUUUUGGUAGUAAACAUCUGUCCAUUUCAGAAGCUUCCUCUGCUUUUAGCAGAGAGCCCGUGUACCUUUUAUGUGACUGCCAGUGGUUCAGAGAUCUGCUUCAAAAAGUUGUUGCAUGUUUUGAUGCAAUUUGGGAAACUGUUUACUUUACAAAUACAAAUUAAUAAGAAAAAAAUUCAUGAAAAUACUGAAGAUAUGUUUGAGGAUUUUCUUAAUUGCAAUAAAUAUUCAGCAUUUUUCUAAUGAAAAUGAAUUUUGUUUACAAGUAAAAGUAUGCAUUUUAAGACUUUCAGAUGGAUGCUUUUUUUAUGUGAAGCUGCUGAACUAAAAGAAAGUGGAUGAAACCGAGUCUAGUAAACUUGAGUUUUCUUUUUCCCUUUGUUUUCUUCUCUCUCUCUCCCUCCCUCCCUGCCUCCCUCUCUCUCUUUUUGGUGGGGUGGGUGGGGGAGGCUUAUCACAGGUAAAAGAUCUGCAGAGCGUGUGCUCCUGCGCUAGACUGUAAGCUCUCUGAGGGCAGCUUUGUGGAUUCAGCUGUGUGUUUGCCCAGCGCCUAGCAGAGGGCUUUGCACGUAAUAGGUGCCCAAUAAACCCAAUGAUGAACGAC
Hippopotamus amphibius kiboko is the source of this 4136-nucleotide messenger RNA. It is a transcript of the gene SPCS3, whose product is annotated as signal peptidase complex subunit 3. The record is from RefSeq and is a predicted model, not a curated record. The transcript has 5 exons. Gene Ontology annotation, cellular component: membrane; signal peptidase complex. Gene Ontology annotation, biological process: protein targeting to ER. Bases 159 to 701 code for a protein of 180 amino acids. Lineage: Eukaryota; Metazoa; Chordata; Mammalia; Artiodactyla; Hippopotamidae.